AUGGCACCAGCUGCGGUUCUGAUGGUCGGUACUGGAGAGUACACGACUGGUUUCGUAGGCGGCGGCGCGUCAAAGUCCGACAAGAAGGUCGGUGUCGUAGGAUUGACACUGUUCGACCUUCGAAGACGCGGGAAAGUCGGUAACCUUUCCAUGGUCGGCGUGUCCGGAGGCAAAUUCCCUGCUAUUCGCGAGCACCUCCAAAAGAACAUCUCGGAGGCAUACAACGGCCUAGAUGUCUCUUUCGACGAGUUCCCCAAGGAGGGCAAGACUGACCCUGAUGCGUACAAGACCGCAAUUGACGCUCUCCCCAAGGGCAGCGCCAUUACCAUCUUCACCCCAGACACCACCCACUACCCAAUUGCCCUGUACGCCAUUGAGCGUGGCAUCCACGUUCUCAUUACCAAACCAGCGGUAAAGCUGCUCGAGCACCAUCAGGAACUCCUCGCCAAGGCAAAGGAGCACAAUGUUUUCGUUUACAUUGAGCACCACAAGCGCUACGACCCCGCCUACGCCGAUGCACGAUUCAGAGCCCAGAAGCUCGGCGACUUCAACUACUUCUACUCGUACAUGAGCCAGCCGAAGAGCCAGCUCGAGACAUUCAAGGCCUGGGCCGGAAAGGACAGCGAUAUCUCAUACUACCUCAACUCCCACCACAUCGAUAUCAACGAGUCAAUGGUCCCUGACUACAAGCCUGUUCGCGUCAUGGGAAGCGCAGCGAAGGGCAUUGCAACCACUCUGGGCUGCGAUCCUGCUACUGAGGACACAAUCACACUUCUCACCGACUGGGUGAAGAAGGACGACCCUAGUAAACGCGCGACGGGUGUCUACACAGCUGGUUGGGCUGCACCACAAAAGGCCGGUGUCCACUCAAACCAGUACUUCCAUUACAUGUCUUCGUCCGGAGAGAUCCGUGUUAACCAGGCGAAGCGCGGCUACGACGUCACUGACGACGAGACUGGCCUGCUGUGGUACAACCCUUUCUACAUGAAGUACGCCCCUGACGAGGAGGGUAAUUUCGCAGGCCAGAUCGGCUACGGAUACAUUUCCUUCGAGAAGUUCAUCGACGCUGUCAACCUUCUGAACGACGGCAAGGUCACCCUCGACCAGCUCGAUGCGCGCCCCCUGCCCACACUCAAAAACACCAUCGCCACAACUGCUAUUCUUGAGGCGGGGCGGAGAUCGCUGGACGAGAACCGCCCGAUUGAGAUUAUCGAGGAGAACGGUGUCUGGUCUCUGAAGUAA
Messenger RNA from Ascochyta rabiei, 1242 nucleotides. RefSeq lists its product as uncharacterized. The transcript has 5 exons. Gene Ontology annotation, molecular function: oxidoreductase activity; nucleotide binding. Gene Ontology annotation, cellular component: cytoplasm. Bases 1 to 1242 code for a protein of 413 amino acids. The record is from RefSeq and is a predicted model, not a curated record. NCBI's taxonomy places the organism in Eukaryota, Fungi, Ascomycota, Dothideomycetes, Pleosporales, Didymellaceae. Gene Ontology annotation, biological process: NADPH regeneration.